UCUACUACGAUGGUAAAAGAGCGCGAAUAUCGAGAGACGAGGAGUCAAUGAAACUUCCCAUGCAAAUCGUAUCGCGUGAUAUAACUUAUUGUCAACGAUGAGCGUGCGAAAUAUUUGUACCUCGAUGAUCUUUAUUCACCAAAUUCGCCGUGUUACGAUAACAUUAUUAAAACGCGUACGAGUGUAAAGAGGCACGAAACGGGUUGCUCGUGCACGACGAAACUCUUAUCAACGUGUUGCGAUAACUGAGCGCAAGCAACGGCAAAAAUUUGUCGAUCGCAUUGCUUCAAGUAUUUUUCGACUACAUUCAGUGGGCGCCAUAACAACGUCCAUUUGUCUAUGACAAUCAUUGUGGGGCGGACUUUGUAAACCCGGUAUCAAACACGUGUGGCUAUAUCUCGUAAAAUGAUUGGAUUUUAAUUCAUAAGUCGUGUUAGGAAUUUUGUUCUCAACGUGAUUGAAAUCAAUUAACAAACAUGCCGGAACUGACUGAACUUGACAAAGCUGCGAGCUCCGAACCUACCAAGGUCGAAGCAGCAACUGCAGGAUCUGGAACGGAUUCAGACUCGGACAAUACGCUUCCAGAUUUAGAAGAACUAGAUGCCGGUGAUACUACUGGUUUCUCAGGAACGACCGUUACCGGUCUUCCUAUUGACAUGGUAUCUAAGGCAAAACAAAGUCGUGGAGAAAAAAAGGCCAGGAAGCUUAUGAGCAAACUAGGAUUGAAACCUGUCCAAGGAGUCAACAGAGUAACUAUUCGUAAAUCAAAGAAUAUUCUUUUUGUAAUCAACAAGCCAGAUGUGUUGAAGAAUCCAGCUUCUGAUACAUACAUAGUAUUUGGUGAAGCUAAGAUCGAGGAUCUUAGUCAGCAAGCCCAAAUGGCAGCAGCUGAAAAGUUCAAGGAACCACCAGUUAUUCCAGCAACUGAAGCUAGCGGUAGUACUACGGUCGUCGCACCUAUACAAGAAGAAUCAGAAGAAGAGGUCGAUGAAACAGGUGUAGAAGAAAAAGAUAUUGAGUUAGUAAUGUGUCAAGCCAAUGCGUCACGAGGGAAAGCUAUUAAAGCUCUCAAAAAUAAUGACAACGACAUCGUCAAUGCUAUUAUGGAAUUGACGAUGUAAUGAAGCUGCUUAGCAGUAGGAUGUGCUACGUCGUAGCUCGCAUUGUGAGGUCGUUUUAUUUUAUCAUCUGCGUUAUCAGGAAAAACCAUCAUCCUUUCUUUUGUCUCAUUACAUUGAAGGGAUAGGCUCGAAUACUGAGAGACAUCGGAGUUCGCACGGAGGCCGUGAUGCUUGUCUCAUAAAAAAAAUCCACAUGUAUAUACAUAAUUCAUAUGAAAAAAAAUAAAUACACUAAGGAUACUA
Colletes gigas is the source of this 1364-nucleotide messenger RNA. RefSeq names its product nascent polypeptide-associated complex subunit alpha (gene Nacalpha). NCBI's taxonomy places the organism in Eukaryota, Metazoa, Arthropoda, Insecta, Hymenoptera, Colletidae. Gene Ontology annotation, cellular component: nascent polypeptide-associated complex; cytoplasm. The transcript has 7 exons. Gene Ontology annotation, biological process: protein targeting to membrane. The record is from RefSeq and is a predicted model, not a curated record. The coding region runs from base 477 to 1121 and encodes 214 amino acids.